Messenger RNA from Aspergillus campestris IBT 28561, 1464 nucleotides. RefSeq names its product MFS general substrate transporter. The transcript has 2 exons. The record is from RefSeq and is a predicted model, not a curated record. Lineage: Eukaryota; Fungi; Ascomycota; Eurotiomycetes; Eurotiales; Aspergillaceae. Gene Ontology annotation, molecular function: transmembrane transporter activity. Gene Ontology annotation, biological process: transmembrane transport. Bases 1 to 1464 code for a protein of 487 amino acids.
AUGGUGAAGCCCACCGACGAGGAGGAGUACUCGGCCUUCGGACGACAUGAGAAGCGGUUUAUGGUGUUCAUGGCCGCCGUCGGCAUCAUCUCCGCCUCCAUCUCCAGCCACAUCUACUUUCCCGUCAUGCCGACCCUCAUUCACGACUACAACAUCACCCCCGCCCUACUCAACCUCACCAUCACCUCCUUCAUGAUCAUCCAGGGGCUGGCCCCCUCCUUCAUCGGCACCUUCUCUGACGCCAACGGCCGUCGCCCGGCCUACAUCCUAGCGUUCGCCAUCUACUUCAUCGCCAACAUCGGGCUGUCGGUGCAGAACAGUUACGGCGCCUUGCUCGCCCUGCGAUGCAUCCAGAGCGCCGGCAGCAGCGGCAGCGCCUCCUUCGGCCACGCAGUCGUCGCCGACAUCGCCCCCUCCUCCAUCCGCGGCAAAUACAUCGGUCCCAUGACGGCGGGCGUCACCGUGACCCCAGCCCUGGGCCCCGUCAUCGGGGGCAUCCUCACCCGAUACCUGGGGUGGCGGAGCGUCUUCUGGUUCCUGGUCAUCAUCAGUGGAGCCUUCCUGGUCGCGUACGUGGUGCUGAUGCCCGAGACCGCCCGCAAGGUGGUCGGCAACGGUCGCGUCACUCCGACAGCGUGGUGGCGGCAAUCCGUCGCCCAGGCAGUCUCCGCCCGCCGAAACCCCCAUCUCGCCCCGCGCGACGAGCAACCGUUCCGGUUGACAUGUCCCAACCCGCUGGACACCCUCGUCAUCUUCCGCGAAAAGGACAUGUUCAUCACCAUCCUGUACAUCGGAAUCGGCUCCUUCACCACGACCGUCCUUGGGACCAGCACGGCCAACCUGUUCGGUGACCUCUAUGACCUAGACUCGCUCCAGAUCGGACUGUGCUACCUCCCCUUCGGCAUCGCGGCAACCAUCGGAGCCAUGGUGACGGGCAAAGUGCUCGACUACAAUUACCGCCGGAUCGCGCACCAGCUGAAUAUCCCACCCGAAAUCGUCCGGUCCAAAGAGCUGCUGGACUUUCCCAUUGAGCGCGCCCGCCUGCAGAUCGCCUUCGCGCCCGUCUUGCUCCUGGUCGCCGCUUUUAUCCCCUACGGCUGGGUCCUGCAGCUCAGGUUGCCCCUCGCCGUCCCCCUCGUCCUGCAGUGCGUCGUCGGCUUUACCUCCACCAUCUGCAUCGGUACCAUGUACACCCUCCUGGUGGACCUGGCCCCGGCGCAACCUGCGACGGCCUCCGCCGCGGCGAACCUCAUGCGCUGCUGGCUGGGCGCAUUGGGCGCAGGUAUUAUUGACUCCAUGCUCCGCGGGAUGGGCUGGGGGUGGUGUUUCCUCUUUUUGGGUCUGGUCAUAGCUGCUGCCUCGGGACUGCUGGCAUUGCAGUAUGUGCAUGGUAUGAAGUGGCGCGAACAGCGGAAGGCGCGCGAGGACGAAAAGCAACGGAAGGAAGCUGCGACCGGUUCGUAA